AUAGAUUUUGUUUUUUAUUUUUUUGGGUGAAUUAUGCGAAGACGUUGAUGGAACUUGAAGAGUACCACCGACUCCGACGCAAUUAUUGGGUUUGUUUUGUGGAGGCGGAAUUGGUCUGAAUAAAAUAAAUUGCUGCGAUUACAUUACAGAUAAACCAAAACCACGCCAAACCCACCACCAAUGGAAUCAGAUUCAGCUUCUCAUAACAAACAAGAUUUUGGAAAGUUUGAAUACGGAUGCGAGCACUAUAGGAGACGAUGCAAAAUUCGUGCCCCUUGCUGUGACCAGAUAUUAUCCUGCCGCCACUGCCAUAACGAGGCCACGAGCUCUCUGAGCAAUCCCAAAGAGAGGCAUGAAAUUGACAGGAUAUUAAGCAAGUAUGUUGUAUGUUCAAUUUGCAAUACUGAACAACAGGUUGCUCAGAUUUGUUCUAAUUGUGGUGUCAAAAUGGGAGAAUAUUUUUGUGGCAUUUGCAAGUUCUAUGAUGAUGAUACACAAAAAAUGCAGUUUCAUUGUGAUGAGUGCGGAAUUUGUAGAGUUGGUGGACGAGAGAAGUUCUUUCACUGUCAGAAGUGUUGUAUAGGUUCUUGCUACUCUUUGAACCUGCGUGAUAAUCACUCGUGUGUAGAAAACUCUAUGAAGAAUUUUUGCCCUGUCUGUUAUGAGUAUCUUUUUGACUCAAUCAAAAACACAAGAAUUUUGAAGUGUGGACACACAAUGCAUGAGGAAUGCUUCUGUCAAAUGCGUGACCAAAAUCAAUAUCGUUGCCCAUUUUGCUGCAAGACGAUGCUUGACAUGUCUGCAGUAUGGAGAUUGUUGGAUGAGGAGAUUGAAGUUACCUCCAUGCCUUUGGAAUAUCAGCAUAAGGUUUCGAUCCUAUGCAACGACUGUAACAGAUGUAGCAAUGUUCCCUUUCACAUCUUAGGCCACAAAUGCAGCAAUUGCAAUUCAUACAACACCUGCAGAAUCUCAGCACCAUCCCAUGAAUGAGAGUUUACUGAUGCAGAAGAAGGUUACUUAAUAUUUUUAUCAAGCUACACAGUUCAGACUAGUUUCCUCUCAAGUCUGAAUUUUUGAAUUUAGAGCGUCCCAAAUGAAUUUGAACUAUAUAUCAGAAAGGUUGACUUGUAAUAUUGAACACCUCUGGUAGUAUCUUCUUAUACAGUUUAUCAUUAACCAUAAAGCUAUAUGGGAAAUUUUAAGGGUUUUAUUUUAUUUAA
This is a messenger RNA of Ziziphus jujuba (common jujube), 1220 nucleotides long. RefSeq names its product E3 ubiquitin-protein ligase MIEL1. NCBI's taxonomy places the organism in Eukaryota, Viridiplantae, Streptophyta, Magnoliopsida, Rosales, Rhamnaceae. The transcript has 12 exons. Gene Ontology annotation, cellular component: nucleus. The coding region runs from base 181 to 990 and encodes 269 amino acids. The record is from RefSeq and is a predicted model, not a curated record. Gene Ontology annotation, molecular function: ubiquitin protein ligase activity; zinc ion binding. Gene Ontology annotation, biological process: protein ubiquitination; ubiquitin-dependent protein catabolic process.